Mya arenaria is the source of this 2053-nucleotide messenger RNA. Its product is annotated as TBC1 domain family member 19-like. The transcript is spliced from 17 exons. The record is from RefSeq and is a predicted model, not a curated record. NCBI's taxonomy places the organism in Eukaryota, Metazoa, Mollusca, Bivalvia, Myida, Myidae. The coding region runs from base 206 to 1774 and encodes 522 amino acids.
AGCUUACUCUCAGGUUAUUGGAGAUGUAAACAAUGAAGUUGUUGUUUUUAAAAAUGUAAGAAAAAUGGAGAAAAUAGACAUGUAAACGUGAAAAGCAUUGCAUAAAGUUGCAUUGUUAAAUUGCCUGGUAAACUUUUUAAAUGUCACUCAAACUUUCUGACAUUUUCACAGCUGUUAAAAAGUUGAAAACAAAAAUCAUCUGAACAUGGAUUCCCAUUUUUCUCCUGCAUAUGUGCAGAACCUCAUGCAGACUCUUAAAGCCUCAAAGAUUUAUACCGAUCUACAUAAUGCUGCUCAGACUGAGAUCUCAAAAAACACAAUCAGAGUUUCAGAGCUGAAAAAAGGAGUCCAGACAGGGUUGGCUACAUCAGGAUGGGAGAGGAAGUUGCGGAAUGUGAUCUACCAGUACCUGCAGGUGAACCCCCUCUCCAUCCAUCCCCUGGCUACACCCCCAGAACACAUGAAGGAACCACUCCUUUACCUCCGGAAAGCUCAGCAAGCUUGGGAGAAGAGAAUACUCAAGAGUUUGAACAGCAUGUGUACAGAGCUCAAUAUUCCUCUAGCUAGAAAGAGGCCAGACAAGGAACAAAGGGAUUUAUUGUCAAGAUGGACAGAGCUUGGCACUGAUGGACCUGACCUCAGUCAGAUCCGCCCAGUGUAUGCCCCCAAGGACUUUCUGGAUGUGAUCAUGGCUCUACAGAACCCUAACUACAAUACUGGCGACUCGACUGGCACAUACACGUUGUGGGGACUGGUGCAGCUGCCUCUGAAAUUGAAUGAUGUCAAUAAACUCCGAUUGUUGUACAGUGACAUGGCCAUUAACCAGUGUCAGACAGGUGUAGAUGACGUUGACAUUCCACCAGAGAUGUUUGAUGCUGAUCGGAUGAAGCUGGGAAGGAAAGUGAUAACUGCAGACCAUGGUCCCCUUGCCCAGGAGUACGCCAAGAAGGGCUGCCCCAUCAGCCUGCGUGGUGACCUCUGGUGUCAGAUACUUGGCGUCAUCAUAGAUGAGUUUGAUGUCUUGUACUAUGAGCAGUUGAAAUCAAAUGUGAUUGCCCAUGACUUGCUGGUGGACAGUUUGCUGUACAAGGAUGUAAAACUGACUGCCACAAACGAUGACCAGUAUUUCGUAUUUGAGGAUUUCUUAUAUCAGAUUCUCCUUCCAUUCACUCGUGACACAGACGUGCUCAAACAUUUUGGCAAAAACAGUGCGUCCCCGCCCAAGUCAUACAUUCGGGGAAAACUUGGGGAUGAAAACUUUGCUGUAGUCUACCCUCCAAAUGGAGUCAUCCCCUUCCAUGGAUUUGCUAUGUAUGUUGCCCCACUGUGUUACCUGUACCAAGAACCAGUGAAGCUGUACUACGUGUUCCGAGAGAUCUACACAAGAUAUUUCUUCCGGCUUCACAGCAUCUCAUCCCAUCCACAGGGUAUCGUGUGUCUCAGCCUACUCUUUGAGAAUCUCCUACAAAUGCAUGAGGCUGAGUUGUUUUUCCACCUGAAAUCUGUUGGCUGUCAACCGUUACGUAUAGCAUUCAAAUGGCUGGUGCGGGCGUUCUCAGGCUACUUGCACAGUGACCAGGUGCUGCUUCUUUGGGACAGGGUGCUGGCUUACAACUCCCUGGAAAUACUUCCUGUGUUAGCUGUCUCCAUAUUUUCUUUCCGAAAAACCAACUUACUGAAAGUGCAGUCCUACAAUGCAGCAGAGGCGGUGUUAGCUGACCUGACAACCUUGCAAGUGAUUCCACUGGUUCAACUCAGCCUCUUCUCGAAAUAACAAGGAUUUAUUUUACACUUCUGUGAAAUCAUAACUUUCAAAUAAACUGUGAUCAUGUUACAGAAUACUUAUGCAUUACCACUGGUGAUGAUUGGUGUAUAUUUAUUUCUAACACAUUCUGACUUACACAAAUAAAUGCAAUAAAACUUCCAAUAAGAUUGUCAUAUUAUUUGCGUAGCAUACCUUUUUUCAGUAUGCCUUCUUUUGCUUACAGCAUUGGAAGAUUAUAACUUGCAAACACUUUCAUGAUAAGAAGAAUAUUAUACAUUAUAUGUUCUU